Ramularia collo-cygni is the source of this 993-nucleotide messenger RNA. RefSeq lists its product as uncharacterized. The record is from RefSeq and is a predicted model, not a curated record. The coding region runs from base 1 to 993 and encodes 330 amino acids. Gene Ontology annotation, cellular component: nucleus; cytoplasm. Gene Ontology annotation, molecular function: protein binding. NCBI's taxonomy places the organism in Eukaryota, Fungi, Ascomycota, Dothideomycetes, Mycosphaerellales, Mycosphaerellaceae. The transcript is spliced from 2 exons.
AUGGAUAACAAAUAUCUCAUCGCCACUCCGAUGAAUACAUCACUCGCUAUCGAUGAUGCGGAGAUGCAACGCGUAUUAUUCUCUACCGAUUCACCAGUAGGAGAGCUGCCAGUGUUUGAACCCAUUGGGGAACCGCCGUCAUUCGUUGGCGUGGAAACGCAGCUUCCUGUGUCCGCCGACCCUGACAUCAGGGUUAUCGAAGCCAUGUGUAUGGCAGGCGAUUCAGACUGUGCGUCUGCAGGCAUACAAAAGCUGCUGCAAGCUGGCACAAAUCCCCAAGAUAUCCAGAUCUGCUUGACAAGAGCUGCCCAAGCUGGUCGAGGGGACUUGGUGCAAAUGCUUCUGUCUGUGGGCGUGCCUGUGAGUCUUGGGGCUAUAAAGGCCGCUAUUACAAAGGAGUCUUUUCAGCUGCUCUCACUGUUCCUCAAGCAUGGGUGGAACAUCAAUGAGGAAGAAGCGUGGUGCAUUCCUCCACUCCUAUCAUUUGCCAUAUUCGCGAAUGUAUCCGAGGCUCUUAUUGCUUGGUUCCUAAGCAAUGGAGCUGAUCCAAACGCAACCUGCCAGAUGGACAUCACACCUCUGUCCACUGCUGUCGCGGAAGGAAGAUACUCAGUAGUUGAGCAAUUGCUCACACACUGUCCUCCCACUACAAGCUUUCGAGGUCAACUCCUCCAUUUGGCAGCCGGGCGGAACAUACCAGAAGACUACGACGCGAUUUUCCGCCUGGUCCUUCAAAAAUGCCACCAGAACGAUAUUAAUGCCAUAAUGUACCAAGACCAUGUCUUCUCAUAUGAGGUGCGCAGGGUUGUAGGCUUGGGCACUGCACUUCACGAGGCUGCGAAAGUGGGACAAUUGAGCGCUGUUCGAACUCUGAUCGCGAGCGGCGCUGACCCAUCGAUUCGUGAUUCACGCGGGAACACUGCGCUCGAAGUGGCAGAGCGUGAACACAAUUUGAAUGUCGCAGACGAACUUCGAUCAUUUCAAUCCAACUAA